GUAGAUUUUUCCAGCUAGAUAUCGGUUCACAGGUAGAUAGGAACAAAGAAAAUGAUCUGAAAUUAUCAUCAUUGCAUUUCUAGACUCCUAAAUAAAUGAACGAUUAUUAGUUACAAAAAAAACUAAUUAUGAUCAAGUUACUUAUUUUAUUGUCGGUGAUUUUGUGCUGUGUUUUAGCAACCACGUAUCCACCACCGCUUAUUAAACCAGUCAAUAAUGUCCAUCUCGUCGAUUCCAAGGAAUAUUACCUGAAUAUGGUGCGAGACACGUGGAGCACCAUUGAGAAGGAGCACGGAUGGUUCAAUUUCAAAUUAAAAGACAUCAUACAAGAUGUUCAGGAAUCUAUAUACGGAUUUGAAUUAAAUGGUACUGUGACCUAUAAGAAUGGCUUCUUAAAGUCUCUCCACCACAUGUCAGUGGCGGACGAUGGUAUACAGCAGGUGUGGACGUGUAAUCCCUACGGCUGCUCAGUCAUGCUGCGAGGCAGCACCAAGAUGGCGGACGUUGACCUCGUGUUCGACGUGGAGGUGUCUCGAGAAGGGAAGGAGCCUCUGUUCUAUAGCAGCACUUACAGACACUCAACUAUUGAGUUUAACAUGAAUAUAAUAAAGAACUACACAACGUCAGCGCUGUCGGUGGAGUCCCACCUAGUGGCACUCAGCGCCGGCAAGGAUGAGAAGAUGACGUUCCACCCGAGCGACCACGUCACACAGCUGAUACAGAGAGGGUACAAAUCUUCUCUGAACGCCGACGCCGGCGUCGGUGCGUGGGCUACAGACAUCAUCGUGCCGGCCAUGAAGCAAGUGAUGGGGCAGACACGACCCUUCCCGGACCUCUGCUACAACUGCCCGGCGAAACUGUGAUUUUAUGAGUUGAGCCCUUUUUGUGUUGAUGUCGGAUUUUGUUAUUAAUAUUUUAUUUAUUUGUGUACUUACUUAUGUUGAUGUAUAAUAAAGUAAUUAUUUCAAAUUAUAGUAUAAAAAAACUAUGUACCUAUAUAUGCAAAGAUCGACAUUAAUUAUUUUAUGCAGAUGUAGGUACCUAUUAAAAUUAUUUACCACAGGUUUGGUUUCAGAUAAUUAUAGUAUCCAAUCAACCUCUACCUCUUCUUAAGUAUUUACUUAACAAACUUUGAUAUUUAUCUUUCUUUUAUUAAUAAAAAUGUAUUUACCUA
Plutella xylostella (diamondback moth) is the source of this 1174-nucleotide messenger RNA. RefSeq lists its product as uncharacterized. The record is from RefSeq and is a predicted model, not a curated record. NCBI's taxonomy places the organism in Eukaryota, Metazoa, Arthropoda, Insecta, Lepidoptera, Plutellidae.